This is a messenger RNA of Condylura cristata (star-nosed mole), 11145 nucleotides long. RefSeq names its product remodeling and spacing factor 1 (gene RSF1). The record is from RefSeq and is a predicted model, not a curated record. Lineage: Eukaryota; Metazoa; Chordata; Mammalia; Eulipotyphla; Talpidae. Bases 163 to 4239 code for a protein of 1358 amino acids. The transcript is spliced from 16 exons. Gene Ontology annotation, biological process: regulation of DNA-templated transcription. Gene Ontology annotation, cellular component: RSF complex.
CCCAACUUCGCCGUAGUCUGCUCUUUCUUGGAGCGCUACGGGCCGCUGCUCGACCUGCCUGAGUUACCGUUCCCUGAGCUGGAGCGGGUGCUGCAGGCGCCGCCGCCGGACGUCGGCAACGGGGAAGUACCAAAAGAAUUAGUGGAACUCCAUUUGAAGUUGAUGAGGAAGAUUGGCAAAUCUGUUACAGCAGAUAGAUGGGAAAAAUAUUUAAUCAAGAUAUGCCAAGAGUUUAAUAGCACCUGGGCAUGGGAGAUGGAGAAGAAGGGCUAUCUUGAAAUGAGUGUUGAAUGCAAACUAGCACUCUUAAAGUACCUCUGUGAGUGUCAGUUUGAUGACAAUCUCAAGUUCAAGAAUAUUAUCAAUGAGGAGGAUGCCGAUACCAUGCGUCUCCAGCCAAUUGGCCGAGACAAAGAUGGCCUAAUGUACUGGUACCAGUUGGAUCAAGAUCAUAAUGUCAGAAUGUACAUAGAAGAACAAGAUGAUCAAGAUGGGUCUUCAUGGAAAUGCAUUGUCAGAAAUCGAAAUGAGUUGGCUGAGACUCUUGCACUCCUGAAAGCACAAAUCGAUCCUGUACUAUUGAAAAGCUCUAGCCAACAAGACAACUCUUCCCGGGAAAGUCCUAGCUUAGAGGAUGAAGAAACUAAAAAGGAGGGAGAAACACCUAAACAAGAGGGACAGAAGGAAAAUGAAAAGAUGAAAAAUGAAGAACAGCCCAUAAAUUCAGGAAAUCAUUUUAUGCCCAAUGCACCGGAAGAAGCUUCUGUGAAGAUAGAAAAAGAUGAUGAAAAGGAACUUGUGAAACUUCCAGUCAUAGUGAAGCUAGAAAAACCUUUGGCAGAAAAUGAGGAAAGAAAGAUUAUCAAAGAAGAAAGUGAUUCUUUCAAGGAAAAUGUCAAACCUACUAGAGUUGAAGUGAAGGAACAUAGAGCCGAACCUAGAGAUAUGAAAAGUAGCUUAGAGAAACUGGAGCCAGAGAGACUAGAGUUCGGUGGCAAUGUUAAAUCUCAAGAAAUUACUGAAAAGUCUACUGAAGAAACCGAGAAACUUAAAAAUGACCAACAGGCCAAGAUACCACUAAAAAAACGAGAAAUUAAACUGAGUGACGAUUUUGACAGUCCAGUCAAAGGACCCUUAUGUAAAUCAGUUACUCCAACAAAAGAGUUUUUGAAAGAUGACAUAAAGCAAGAGGAAGAGACUUGUAAAAGGAUUUGUACAAUCACUUCUUUGGGUCAUGAAGGGAAACAACUAGUAAAUGGAGAAGUUAGUGAUGAAAAAAUACUGCCAACUUUUAAGACAGAACAAAUAGAGACAAAGUUUUAUGAUACAAAGGAAGAUAGUGAUAGCCCCUGUAAGGACAAAAAUGUCAUUGUGGAGGGAAAUGGAACAGAAUCCUUAAAUUCUGUUAUAACGAGUAUAAAAAUGGGUGAUCUGGAGAAACAAGUGAUCCCUAGAGGGAAAACUACAGAUAACUCAAUAUCAGUAUUAGAGCCCCACUGUCUAAAAGGGCAAGUAGAGGAACCUGGUCAUCCAGAAAUGGAUACUUCUCAUGAGAUCUCUGAGAUUGCGGAGGAUCUCUCUUUAAAAGCUGCUUUAUCUACCACUGAAUCCUGUACUUUGAACAUUGAAGAGAAGUCUCCCAAAAGUAAAAAAGAUAAACGUCCACCAGUCAUAGAAUGUCUUGAAAAAUUGGAGAAGUCCAAAAAGACAUUUCUUGAUCAAGACACACAACGAUUGAGUCCAAUACCAGAGGAGGUUCCAAAAAGUACUCAAGAAUCAGAAAAGCCAGGCUCUCCUGCAGCAGUUGAAACUUCUUCACCAUCUAAUGUGACUGGCUUUUGCAAGAAACUAGCCUCUGAAAAAGAAAUGGUAGAGUGUCAGAGUACAAGUCCCAUUGAUGGUCUGGAAAAAGGAGACCCAGAAAUGUUAAAAGAAGAUUCUGAGCCUACAAAAGUAGAAAUGGAUAAUCUGGACAAUGUCCAGACCUCUGGCACCGAAGAUCCUUCUGAGACAAAGAGUCCUAUGCAAAAAAGCAAACUUAAAUACAAGUUGGUUCCUGAGGAAGAAACCAGUGCCUCAGAAAACACAGAGAUAACUUCUGAAAGGCAGAAAGAAGGCAUCAAACUGACAAUUAGGAUAUCCAGUCGGAAGAAGAAGCCAGAUUCUCCUCCAAAAAUUCCAGAAACAGAAACUAAGCAAGAGAAAACAGAAAAGGAAGAAGAGAAAGUAAAUGUAGGCCGUACUUUAAGGAGGUCUCCGAGAAUUUCUAGACCCACAGCAAAAGUGGCUGAGACUAGAGAUCAGAAAGCUGAUAAAAAGAAAGGAGAAGAAGAGGAAGUGGAUGAAGAGUCAGCAGCUUUGCAAAAAACAGAUAAAAAGGAAAAUUUGAAAAAGUCAGAGAAGGAUACAAACUCUAAAGUAAGCAAGGUAAAACCCAAAGGCAAAGUUCGAUGGACUGGUUCUCGAACACGGGGAAGGUGGAAAUAUUCCAGCAAUGAUGAAAGUGAAGGAUCUGACAGUGAAAAAUCAUCUGCAGCUUCAGAAGAGGAGGAAGAAAAGGAAAGUGAAGAAGCCAUUGCAGCAGAUGAUGAUGAACCAUGCAAAAAAUGUGGCCUUCCAAACCACCCUGAACUAAUUCUUCUGUGUGACUCUUGUGACAGCGGAUACCACACUGCCUGUCUUCGCCCUCCUCUGAUGAUCAUCCCUGACGGAGAAUGGUUCUGCCCCCCUUGCCAACAUAAACUGCUGUGUGAAAAGUUAGAGGAACAAUUGCAGGAUUUGGAUGUUGCCUUAAAGAAGAAGGAGCGUGCUGAACGCAGGAAAGAGCGCUUGGUGUAUGUGGGUAUCAGUAUUGAAAACAUCAUUCCUCCACAAGAGCCAGAUUUUUCUGAAGAUCAUGAAGAAAAGAAAAAAGAUUCCAAAAAAUCCAAAGCAAACUUACUUGAAAGGAGGUCAACAAGAACACGAAAAUGUAUAAGUUACAGAUUUGAUGAGUUUGAUGAAGCAAUUGAUGAAGCUAUAGAAGAUGAUAUCAAAGAAGCUGAUGGAGGAGGAGUUGGCAGAGGAAAAGAUAUCUCUACCAUCACGGGUCACCGUGGGAAAGACAUCUCUACUAUUUUGGAUGAAGAAAGAAAAGAAAAUAAACGGCCCCAAAGGGCAGCUGCUGCUCGCCGGAAGAAACGCCGGCGACUAAAUGACCUGGAUAGUGACAGCAACCUCGAUGAAGAAGAGAGUGAGGAUGAAUUCAAGAUCAGUGAUGGGUCUCAAGAUGAGUUUGUUGUAUCUGAUGAAAACCCAGAUGAAAGUGAAGAAGACCCACCUUCUAAUGAUGAUAGUGACACUGACUUCUGUGGCCGGAGACUGAGACGACAUCCCUCCCGGCCAAUGAGGCAAAGCAGGCGUUUGCGGAGAAAAACCCCCAAAAAAAAGUAUUCUGAUGAUGAUGAAGAGGAAGAGUCUGAAGAGAAUAGUAGAGACUCUGAAAGUGAUUUUAGUGACGAUUUUAGUGAUGAUUUUGUAGAAACUCGGAGAAGACGAUCAAGAAGAAACCAGAAAAGACAAAUUAACUACAAAGAAGAUUCAGAAAGUGAUGGUUCCCAGAAGAGUUUACGACGUGGUAAAGAAAUCAGACGUGUUCAUAAGCGCAGGCUUUCUAGUUCAGAGAGUGAAGAGAGCUAUAUGUCCAAGAACUCUGAAGAUGAUGAGCUAGCUAAAGAAUCAAAACGGUCAGUUCGAAAGCGGGGUCGAAGCACAGAUGAAUAUUCAGAAGCUGAUGAGGAAGAGGAAGAGGAAGGCAAACCUUCCCGAAAACGGCUACAUCGGAUUGAGACGGACGAGGAGAGUUGUGACAAUGCUCAUGGAGAUGCAGACCAGCCUGCCUGUGACAGCCAGCCCAGGGUCCUGCCCUCAGAACAGGAGAGCACUAAGAAGUCCUAUCGGAUAGACAGUGAUGAGGAAGAAGACUUUGAAAAUGUAGGCAAGGUGGGGAGCCCAUUGGACUAUAGCUUAGUGGACUUACCUUCCACCAAUGGACAGAGUCCUGGCAAAGCCAUUGAGAACUUGAUUGGCAAGCCCACUGAGAAGCCUCAGACCCCCAAGGACAACAGCACAGCCAGUGCAAGCCUGGCCCCCAAUGGAACAAGUGGUGGGCAAGAGGCUGGAGCACCAGAAGAGGAGGAAGAUGAACUUUUGAGAGUGACUGACCUUGUUGAUUAUGUCUGUAACAGUGAACAGUUAUAAGACUUUUUUUCCAUUUUUGUGCUAAUUUAUUCCACGGUAGCUCUCACACCAGCGGGCCAGUUAUUAAAAGCUGUUUUAUUUUUCCUAGAAAACUCCACUACAGAAUGACUUUUUAGAAGAAAAAUUUCAACAAACCCUGAAGUCUUUCUGUGAAGUGACCAGUUUUGAACUUUGAAGAUAAAUAAUUGCUGUAAAUUCCUUUAGAUUUUCCUUUUUCAAGUUCAUGGUCCUUGGUAAUUUCAUUCAUGGAAAAAAAAAUCUUAUUAUAACAACAACAAAGAUUUGUAUAUUUUUGACUUUAUAUUUCCUGAGCUCUCCUGACUUUGUGAAAAGGGUCGAUAAGAAUGCAUUCCAAAUCCGUGAGGGCCCAAAACAGAACUAGGGGUGGGAGAAAGCACUUGUGCUUUAGCUUUUUCAUAUUAAAUAUAUAUUAUAUUUAAACAUUCAUGGCAUAGAUGAUUAACAGACUGUUUAAAAAUUCAAGUCUGUAUUGUUGCAGUUUGAGAAUUGUAGAUAACAUCAUACAUAAGUCGUGUAGUAAUAGAGUUCAUGAAAUCAACUUGUUUACUAUUGGAGAUAACCACACUUAAUAAAGAAGAGACCGAGAAAGUACUACCAGAAAACUCAAACCUAAGUUUCUGUUCUAGCGGAGUUUCUUGCUUAAAAAAAUCAUCUGAAAGCAUUUGUACAGUAAAUGUAUAAUGAAGCUUUGACAACCAGAUUGUGCUAGCAGCAAAUUUUUAAAAACAGCUUUAUGCAGUAGUGAUGUGGUGGCCUCAAAUAUACUAUCAUGGAGAGUUAUUAGUGAAAUGAGUGUGGUCUUUCUUAAGUCCCAGGGGGACUAAACUUUGCAGAUAAUGUAACUCUUUAUCUUCUGGCCACUAAAUAUUUAAGUAUCUAAAAUAUCAUUUUGAAAGAAAUGCAUCUAUACAACAUACAUGAAGAGAGAUGCUGAACUGACGACGAUAUUUUAGCACAUUUGAAGAAGGGGAAAGGAUUUUCAGGUGAAUUUUAACUGGUCUAUUCUUGCCCUUAGUAUCUACUUCAAAUUGAAGUCUACAAACAAAGCAGUUCCUUUGGGAGGUUUUUAGUUUUGAGUUUUAGCAUGUGUGUGUGUGUAAGUCUGUGUGCGCGCGCGCGUGUGUGUGGGUGUGUGUUGGAAUUUCCUAUCUGCCUGGAUAUAUUAGCAGGGUUUGAAUGUAGUUUUGGCCUUUGGCCAUUAGACUUCUAUUAAAAUUCAUUAAUAGUCAUAUGACCAACAUAGAGUUGAAUGAGAACCAAUAUACUUAGUAGGCAUGACAUUCAUUUCAAACAUCUCAACACUUUAAAAAGAAAGAUAUGCCCUUUAUUUCAAGAAAAGAAGUUUGUAACUAAAGAAAUACCUAACUCAUAAUUGACACUAAAAUAUGAACUUUGUCUUACUUAGUUUCUGUUACAGCUGUAAAAUUUCAGGCAGAGCCAUAAAUAACAUUGUACAAAGUGUAGCACUUGUGAUUAAACCUUGCCUGUCAAAUUCUGAAACCUUCAGCCAUUACUUCUGUGAAUAUGUUAGCCCUGGGAUUUGGGUUUUUCUGUUCUGUGUUGUGUCUGUUGCCGGCAAUGGACACAACCAUAUCUGCUGCUGGCCCAAGGAACUUCAUUUGUCUUUCUCUCCAAAUUAAGCAUCAUAUGUACUAGUCAGUGUAUAGUAAAGCACUUGUUUUUUACUACUAAAAAGCUGGCAUUAGAUUUGCAUUAUAAAUACCUCUCUAGAAAUUUUAUACUCCUUUUCCUUCUUCAACAGGUGUUGCCCUUAAAUCAUACCUUUUGGCCUUGAAAAUUUAUAGCUGUUGUUUUUCAGUUGUUGUUGGUUCUUUUGUUUUUUUGUUUGUUUGUUUGUUUGUUUGACUUUAGUUCUGUAGUACCUGCCCAUUAAUAUUUUUGCUUUGAUUCUAGCAAUGUAUAUGUAUCUGUAUAAAAAAUAAAAUAAUGAAAGCAGCCUAAAAAUAGGAUGCACCAAUAGCAUGUGGUUCCAAGCAAGUUGUGAUUUUUAUUUUGAGACACUUCCUCUGGAAGGGAGGGAAGGGUUUACAUUCACAGACAGUAGAUUAGGGCUGUGUAAGGAGCCACAUUUACCAACCAAAACUCCUUUCUGGGUAGGUUUGACUCAUUUAUUUGAAAGUUGGUUAAGAAUGUUAGUCUUUUUUAACUGUCGAAAAUAGGCAAACAAUAAAAGGAUGCCUGCUAUCGCAAGGUAAGUGGUUAGAAUGUGUAGUGGCCUGCCCUGCAGUGCAGUCUCCAUCCCAGCCUACCUGUUUAGUCUUGGAGCUGGGUAGAGCCACUUCGGGGUAGAAAUGCUCAUGAACCCUAUCUCACUCUCUGGAUGCGACACCUGUUCCUGCUUCCACAGAUUAGUUCUCAGCUGAGCACAUGAUAAGAAGUCUUAAGUAGGUAGAUUAUUUAUUUUAACAGGAUGCCUGUUGUGAAGUAAGGAAUUCUCUUUACUCUGCUAUAGAAAGCCAAAGGUAAUUUUUAUCAUAGUAAAGACUGAGUAUUCCAUUCGGCAAAUAUCCCAUUAACUGAGUUAUGAAACCAUUUUUGCUGCCUGAUCUUUACCAAACUUAAAUUUAUGUGUUUGUGAAUUUGAUAGUAAGUGUAGCCGUUUUAACCUUAUAUUGUGAUUAAAUCAGUUAACUGUGCUUCACUUACAAAGAGUGCAGUCCAAGCAGCUGAGACAUAGACAUUACACAAAGAGACCGAUUGUGAGUAGUUAAAUUUUAAGCAGUUCAAAAACGUCUGUUGCUUGGUGUUUAGAUUUGGUCCCUCAAAGACUCCCAAAUUUUCAAUUCACUGAAAAUGUGACUGAAUGUGCUUUGAAGUUAAAAAAUAAAUUAGGAAGGAGUAAAUGUUCUUUAUCCAAAGACAGUUCAGUCAUUAGCAACUAGACAAAGUAUAAGAAAGCAGUGAUUCAUCUGGAGUUUAGAGUAUCUUUGAACCUUGUUAUUAGAGUACAAACCAUGGGUUUAGGUUCACAGUAAUUAGUAUAUAAUAGAGUCCCUUAAUCCUUUCAACCCCUUUUUUUAAAUACCAAUAUCAAACCCCACGUUUAUAGCAGAUGUACUUUAGGGGAGAUGUAGAUUAGUUUCAGAAUAUUUAGUGUGCAAUUUCUGUAAAGAUCUGAAAACUAGCCCAGUUUUCAUAAAGCAGAAGCUUUGAAUUAAAGUGAAAUAUAUGUGAAAAGAACUCAGAAAAUAACAUUUUGGUUUUGUAGACUUGUGCUGAUGAAAUAGUGGUUAAGUGUAAGACAUUUUCCAUUGUUAGCACGUUACUGGAAAAUGAUGGCAGAGAUUUUUUUUGUUCAAGAGUAUAUCUGAUAUACUGAGGUGGUCUAACAUUUCCUUUUCCAGUUGGUCAAGAUUGCGGAUUCAGAGGUUAACGAGGAGUUUCAUGUAGAAUAAAUUCAUGUCUAUCAUUUGAAAAUGUGACCUGCCAAAGAACCAAGGGCUUUGAAUGUUAGAGAAUUUGUUGGAAGAAAAGAUUUUAAAACAUUCAUUUUAAAAGGAUAUUGCAGUUUCUGCUUUUCACUUUUUGGUUGAUAAAACUGAUCCCAUGCUACACCUUUGAGCAAAGUAUAUUAAGAAAAAUGUAGAUGUUUACUUGUAAUUUAGAGUGAAAAUGAUGGGGAGAUAUUAACUAUUUUUAAGUGGGAUUGAUAAAAUUUCCUUUGUCACAAGUAAUCCCUUUUUAUUUUGUGGGUGUAAGAGAUGGUAAUCAUUUACGAAAUCAAUCACACAACUGAAAAGAAAGCUGAUGAAUCUACAAGUUUAAUAUUCAGAAAAACUUAACUCCACCCUUCACAACAUACACAGUGGAACAAGUCUGAUUCGUGGCACUGCCUCACAGCUAUAGAACAAGUAUUAAAAACCGUUUUUUUAAAUGAAAUUAACAUAUUUAUAUAUGUAUGUAUGUAUGUAUGUAUAGGUAUGUGUGCAUACCUUAGAUACGAAAGUGAAUCCUUUGAAAUCAUUGAUAUAAAAGAUACAAGGCAAAUAAUUGUAACAGCUAGGAAAUUAUGAACAAUGAAUUACAGAAAAUCUAGAGAAAAAUACUGAAGUUCCUCUUCUUGGCUUGACAGUCUAAAAAGAUAUUCCUGCUUUUCCCAAAAAGCAGAAUGCCAAGACUGCAUAUCUGCUAUAAUCUACAUAGUCCUCUACCUACUAUCUAUUGCUAAACUUCCUUAGAAUAAAAUCCAUUCCUAGUUUAUCCACCAUUCCCAGUGUGUAUGUGUAAACAUAUCUACCUUGCAAGUGGCAAAGUAACUGCUGAUAUGCUUCACUGUUUCUGUACUAAUCCUGAAAGACAAGGCCCUUUGCUAUCAGUGUAUUUCAACUGGGUUAUUGUGUCCUGUGUACACUUCAAAUUUUAUUUUGAGGUGUUUCACUUCGAUAUUACUUAACAUUUUUUGAGUGCCAAGAAUUGCUAUGUAAACACUGCUCAGAGUCAUUCCCAAGCGAGCAAGCAAACAGUUGUAAAUGUAGUGUGUUUGGUAUAUAACCACUACAGACUAUGCGUAACUUUUUUUAAUUCACAUAAACUCUCUCAGAAACCAUCCCUCCCCACCCCAUUUAGUUAUGUUAGCUCGCCCUCUUUUUUUUUUUUCAUUUUAUAUUCAUACCAUUUCACUGUGGGAAAUGCUUCAAAUCUAAUCCUGGCACAUUGUAAUGAUUUCAAUUAAUGAAGAUUAUUUUAUUUUAGUAACUUUAAGAUAAUGUCUAUCCUAUGCAUAAAUUAUAUGAAAGGGCAUAACAAAUUAUUAGAUGAGUAGAAAUUUAUUAAGUUCUUCAGACAUUAUAAAUGAGAAAAAGCAUUUUUAAAGUAACCACAUUUGUGUUUUUUGCCAAACCGGUACAAGCUAGAAAAUGCACUAAGGACUGAGUCACCUGCCUUGUUCUUUUUGCCACUGGAUGAUGUAAGUUAAGAAUGGAAUUGUUAACUCUAUCUAUAUAUUUUCUUGACUUUCAUCAGUUUCUAAAAGAAAUCUAAUUUAAGUGUAUUUAUUGAGUUCUGGUCAUAGGUCAGGAACUGCAUGUCAUGCUUACGGACGUCCAGAACAGUCAUUGGGAAACUUAAUGACUUAAGACCUUCUGAAUCAUUUAACUUAUUUUGUAUGUUGCAAAAAAAUUUAUUUUGCUUGAGAGUCACAAUUUUUAUAACUGUACAGCUUUUAAGGGAUGGGAGGUGGAAAAAUACCCUAAAAUAGGAUGUAGAUUUUUACAAUUGUGUUUAUGCUAGAACAUCUACAGGUGCACUAUGUAAUUAAACCUAAAAAUGUCUAAAAAUCUGUGCCAUGGUCUUUUUCAUUCUCCUGCCCUUUAGCAGAGUUGGUGCAUGUCAAAAUUGUUAGAUGGACAAGCCUUGAAAUAAGGCUAACAACCCUUCUCUCCAAAGCUUUAAGAUCAUUGCAUGAAAGUUAUACACACACACACAUACACACAACAGAUGCAUACAUACACACUCAGAUCUAGUUUUUAUUAGUGUAAAUGGAUUUUCAACUUCAGCUUUAAUAACCCAAAGCUGGCAUUUAACAAGUAUAUUCUUAACCGUGUGUGAUUUUUGUGAUGACUGACUAGGAUAUUCUUAAUGUUGGUCUGGUGUUCUGUUCUUCUUAACCAAAGUAACUUCUUGAUAAUGAUAUCUGAAUUGUAGCUUGUCCAAACCUGCCAGGAAGUUUUGUAUACACCUUGAAAAUGAGUGCUCUGUCCUAAGAUGGGGGUGAAAAUGGGGCUAAGCUUGGUUUCUUUUCAAUCUGUUACAAGAGGGAAAAAUUAGAUUUGCUCAAUUAGGUAUUUAUUCAAUAGGCAUUUUAAUUCCACAGAAACAUUUGUCUGUUGGAAGCAUAGCAGGAAGAGAUGAGAUUCAAAUUUAAAUUCCCUCUUCAUUUGAUCAAAAGUAUUUUAAAAUCUUGUAGCGUUGCCAAUUCUAAAAGGCUUUUUUUUACAGGGCACAUUUUACCACAUUAACACACCUUUGUUUAAAUGCCAGUACUUUUUAGCAUCUGAUAAUUCUACCAUUCUAAUUUCUCACUUUUUGUAGCAGAAAUGUAUUCUUAAAGAAUCAAAUUCAAGUAAAUGUGUCAAUUUUUAUCUAAGCUACCAUUAUCUGUUGUCAGCUUAUAUAAGAUGUCAUUUUCUCUGCUGUCCUCACCUGUUCAUGAAUUUCAGGGAAUCGUGAAUUUCCAGGUGAAGAAAGAAAACAAAUUCCAUAUUAGGGUUUGUAAGUGGCAUAAGUUAGGUCUUCAUUUUGAUUUAAUAAUAGUAGCUGGGAUCCGGGAGUGUUUGAUGGAACGCCUCUUGGAAUUUCUGACAUACUAUAUGAAAUGCUUUAUUUUUCCUAUGCAUAAAAGAAUUAUUCCUGGAAUAGGUGCUCAGAAUGCUUUAUUUUGUUUCUAAGUGAUAAGAGCUAAAACAGAAGCUCCAUAUUAGCAUAAAACAGUUGAGGUAAUCAGGAACAUGCUGUUAGUCAAAUAGCAGGAGCUGGAGUAUUUGCUGCCACUUUUAAUGCAUGCAUGAGGGGGAAGAGAUUUGAAAACUGGAAAUGUGAUUUCAAUAACUGCACAAACUAAUUUUGUGCAUUAAAAAAAAAUGGGAAUUCCUGGUAGCUUAAAGCUUCAGGGGUUAGCUGCAGUGUAUGAACACCUAGUGUGUUAGAAUCACAGUGCAUAGUUGUUUAAAAACAAUAUUCCUGUAAGUGACAACCAAAAUAUGUUGUGGCUGGUGCCAAUAUUUUUGUUAAUGAAAUGUUCAGUGUCUCACUACAGUCUGAUCAGAAUUAUUGGUGUUAUAAGCCAGAGCUAAAGCUAUUUUAUCGCUCCUGGCCUAAUUGUGUAACUUUUUCUUUCAAAAUGUUUUAUUAUAAUAUUUCUGUCAU